Molecule: messenger RNA, 3014 nt
Organism: Zophobas morio
Lineage: Eukaryota; Metazoa; Arthropoda; Insecta; Coleoptera; Tenebrionidae
Exons: 5
Coding region: 601-1332 (243 amino acids)
Source: RefSeq, a predicted model, not a curated record
UUUGAGGUUACUGAUCCAACCUGUGAUUCACCUUCUCCUGAAAGCUAUUCGGAAGCUACAUUUAAUUGCCCCACUGAUGAAGUUCAGACUGAAUGCCAGAACUCUGGCAGUGCUCUUGCAGGUGAGAACUCUCACUUCUUGCUUUUAACGGAGUUCGAACGCCAGGACUCUGGCAGUACUAGUGCAGGUGGGAACUCUCACUUCUUGCUUUAGGGAGUUCGAACGCCAGAACUCUGGCAGCGCUCUUCAUGUGAGAACUCUCACUUCUUGCCUUUAGGAAGUCCGAACGCCAGAACUCUGGCAGUGCUCGUGCAGUGUCCUUGCAGGUGAGAACUCUCACUUCUUGCUUUUAACGGAGUUAGAACGCCAGGACUCUGGCAGUACUAGUGCAGGUGGGAACUCUCACUUCUUGCUUUAGGGAGUUCGAACGCCAGAACUCUGGCAGCGCUCUUCAUGUGAGAACUCUCACUUCUUGCCUUUAGGAAGUCCGAACGCCAGAACUCUGGCAGUGCUCGUGCAGGAACAGACCAAUCUCUCCCUGAAGAGAUUCUACGAAUUUUGGGGGUCGACCCAAAUGCGGCGACCGCCGAGCAGGUGCCAAUGAACCCGAAUUUGGUACAAGUGUGGCGCGACAUUUUGGCCAAUGGUUUACCUUCCGACACUAGGAAGGAAUUAAUCACCAAAUAUCCUCUGAGGUCAAACUGCCCUCUUUUAGCGGCGCCUCGUCUGAACCAGGAAGCCCGAAUUGCAAUUUCCGAGGUAGUGGCAAGGAAGGAUGCGCGCCUGAUUGCAAUCCAGAACCAAAUGGGAGCAGGAUUGUCAGGUCUGGCAACUGCUUUAGACUUGAUUUUCGCCACCGACCGUCAGGAUAAUUUCGAGCUACGUCUAGUAGAGUGCAUCAGCGAUGCGGCGAAGUUAUUUGGUGACAUUCAUCAUGAUCAAUCUCAGGCUCGCCGACAAAUUAUCAAAGCAACCUUGAGCCCUGCCCUCAAGGAUACUUUAUCGGAGGCGUCCGUUGACGGUUGGCUUUUCGGCGAUAACCUCAGCGAGCGAAUCAAGACGGCUAAACCUUUGGAGAGAACAUCAGCGGAUCUGAAAAGAACUCCGGUGACGAAACCUCGUCCUCCACCUGUCGUCUCACACCACCAGGACGCACGACAUUUAAACUACAAGGGCCCCUCUCGGUAUCGCCAGUCGCACAGCCGCGGAGGGGCACAACACGGCCACUCAAAGAAAUCCAGCCGUCAAAGCCAACAGGCGCAAAUAGCCCCAUCGUCGAGACGAUCCGGAACACACCGCUCUGCGACGAACAGAGCGUUGCCCCGUCAGUAGCUACGCAGACAGAUCUAGUGCGAACACAAGAUACUUCAAACAAGCAAGCAAGUUGUUGUAUUAGGAGAUAAUCAACGCAUUAUGGAAAAUACCGAAGAGACUUUUGAAAAACGAAAAGGAACCACGAAUAAGGGUAACAAAUACGAAGAUUUGAUCACCGCUAACGUCGCACUACAAAUGAUAAGCAACACUAAAAUUAAAGACUUCCUCAUUUCAUCGAACGAUAAAAAGUUUGGUGAUUUUGAUGACGUAGUUAUCGAAAUUGGGACAGAUAGGGGAAUCGAAACAAAAGCAGUGCAAUUAAAACACAGUAAUGAUAAAAGACACUUAAUCAUAAAGCAGCUGGCAGACAAAAGUGGAGACUUUAGUUUAAUCAAAUAUUUCAGUUCUGCUCAAAAGGUUCAGGGCGAAAUGAAAACUUUUAUUUUAUUUACCACAAACAUUUCCAAAAUUUCAGAGAAAACAAAAUUUAAACUAGAUGGAGAAAACUUUUACUUGAAGGCGAUUAAAAAAACGGUUUCAGGAGAUAAUUUCGACGUUUUAAGAAUUUCAAAAAAUGUAGAUUUUUAUUAUGAAUUCCAAAUCCUAGAGGACGAAGAGACUAAACAAAAUCCUGAAAAAAUUCAGCAGUAUCGAAUUUUCUUCGAAAACUUUCGUCUUUACACAAACCAAGAACGUUUUGAACCUCUUACAAAAUCAACCAUGAGUAGAUUUACUGAGAUGUUUUGUUCUAGCGAAGAAACCUUCAAGAAAUACGUCGAGGUCAUUUCGGAGUGGAGUUUUAAAGAAGGAAAGAAAGAAAAAUUAAGCAAAAAAAUUAUACAACGUGCAAUCGCACUUCAUCUACUUUCUUCUCAUAUCGAACAUUUUGUUUUUGAUUCCGUCACAGACGAAAUGAAAAUUCUUCGAGAGGCUAUUUGUUCGUUUGACAUUACGUUAUUGGAAAAAGAAGGCAACAACGAAGUUAAAAAGUUGUGGGGCGACUUGGACAAGAAUGUUGACCUCAAAGAGCUAAACAAAGUUCGAUCACUUUAUUCGCUUUCUAUUGAUUAUAUAAAUAGUGUCCAAAAUCUGGAUCCAAUUUUGUUGACACAGUUGCUGUGGUUGAUGGACAAAUGUCCCCUAAUUGUAAAAGAACACGAAAAUAUGGAGAAAGCUAUUGAACUCUGUCCAGAUGCAAAAUUUAUCAUACUUGGUGAGAGAAAUCGUGGAAAAUGGAUGAAAAAUCUUUCAGUGUUUGAAAACUUGUCUGAUUUGAAAUCAAAAGGCCAAUUGUAUGACGAAAUAAUGCAGAAGUUCACCAUUUCUUUACAAGGAAAAGAACCACUCAAUUUGGUGACUGCGUUCGAAGAAAAUGACGUAAUUUUGAAACACGUAACGGUAAACAGACUUUUAGAAAUGGCAAAUAGUGAGUGCUAUGUAGAUGGAGGAAAGGAAACUUUUCCCAAUCUUUAUAUCGAAAGAUAUUUGACGGCUAAUAUUAUAGACAAUAAGUAUUUAGAACAUGUUAAUACAAAUACUGUUGUUAUCUGUUCAUAUUACAUGGGCCAGGAUUAGUGUGUCGAUUGUAUUGCGCCCGGCUACCUUGUUUUGGAUUUACUUCAAAUAAUGUUUCAAUUAUAAAAAUAAUAGUAAUCAUUGUAUACACGCGUAUAAAAUUAAUAAAGAAUCACGACCGAUAA